Messenger RNA from Brugia malayi, 2400 nucleotides. RefSeq names its product potassium voltage-gated channel subfamily H member 6, putative (gene Bma-unc-103). Gene Ontology annotation, cellular component: membrane. The record is from RefSeq and is a predicted model, not a curated record. Gene Ontology annotation, biological process: membrane repolarization during action potential; potassium ion transmembrane transport. Gene Ontology annotation, molecular function: inward rectifier potassium channel activity. Lineage: Eukaryota; Metazoa; Nematoda; Chromadorea; Rhabditida; Onchocercidae. The transcript has 18 exons. The coding region runs from base 1 to 2400 and encodes 799 amino acids.
AUGAAUUUACACCAAUCAGAAUUAUUAACGCCAGUACCAGAAAGCGAUACCGAAGGAGAAUCAGCAUCUACCCGGAUAACAUCCUCACCUACGCUAUUAUCAUCGAAUCCACAAGAAAAUCAUCUAUUACAUCCAUUGUCAAAUUAUGCGAGCCGAAAAAUUGGCAGACAAGAGCCAUCAUCAUUUCAUCACCAACAGCAACAACGAAUUGGUCAUCGUCCAAGUUUUAUGCGACGUCUUUCUGCAGCUAUACCAUCUCUUUCAACGGAUUCAAUGCCGUUUGCUGCUGUGCUAUCACUGGGAGCCGAUGUGUUGCCGGAAUAUAAAUUGCAACCUACUAGGAUCCAUCACUGUACCAUCGUACACUAUUCUCCAUUUAAGGCCGUUUGGGAUUGGAUUAUCCUACUUCUGGUCAUUUAUACUGCCAUUUUUACGCCUUACGUUGCAGCCUUUUUACUACGAGAGGAUAGCUCUCGUAAAGCUCGUUUUUCGGAACCAUUGGAAAUUAUUGAUCUAAUUGUGGAUAUUAUGUUUAUUGUCGAUAUUAUUAUUAAUUUCAGAACAACUUAUGUCAAUGAAAAUGAUGAAGUUGUAUCACAUCCUGGAAAGAUAGCAAUACAUUAUUUUAAAGGGUGGUUUAUAAUAGAUAUGAUUGCUGCUGUGCCCUUCGACCUUCUUCUUGUAAAUACAAACAGUGACGAGAUCGGUGGGCUCAACAAGGACGAGACUACCACUUUAAUUGGAUUACUGAAAACCGCUCGUCUGCUAAGAUUAGUACGGGUAGCCAGGAAACUGGAUCGUUAUUCCGAAUAUGGUGCUGCUGUCUUAUUACUACUUAUGGCCACAUUUGCAUUAAUUGCCCAUUGGCUUGGCUGUAUUUGGUAUGCAAUUGGAAGUGCUGAAUUGCCUCAUAAAGAGUUCACAUGGUUACAUCAGCUUGCACGUCAUUUAAAUGAACCAUACUUAUCAACGAACGGAAGUGUGCCAACUGGUGGACCGUCAUUAAAAUCACGUUACGUUACGUCACUUUAUUUUACACUCUCAACAAUCACCUCAAUUGGUUUCGGCAAUGUUUCUGCUACUACUGAUUCUGAAAAAAUUUUUACUAUUAUUAUGAUGAUUUUAGGAUCAUUAAUGUAUGCAUCUGUAUUCGGCAAUGUAUCAGCAAUAAUACAACGCCUAUAUAGUGGUACAGCAAGGUAUCAUACGGAAAUGUCUAGGUUACGGGAAUUCAUCCGUUUUCAUCAAAUUCCAAAUCCUCUACGACAAAGGUUGGAGGAAUAUUUUCAACAUGCCUGGUCUUACACCAAUGGUAUCGACAUGAAUACCGUAUUGAAAGGUUUCCCAGAUUGCCUUCAAGCAGAUAUAUGUUUGCAUUUGAAUCGAAAUUUGCUCAACAAUUGUCCAGCAUUUGCUGGAUGUUCACCUGGCUGUCUGCGAGCCUUAAGCAUGAGGUUUCGAACAACACAUGCUCCACCAGGUGACACCCUGGUGCAUCGAGGUGAUGUUCUCACUGGAUUAAAUUUUAUUGCCAGAGGUUCCGUGGAAAUUCUCAAAGAUGAUAUGGUUGUAGGUAUUCUCGGAAAAGAUGAUAUCUUUGGGGAAAAUCCGUUGCUACACGAAGAUGUCGGCAAAUCAUCAUGCAAUGUUCGGGCCUUAACUUAUUGUGAUUUGCACAGGAUAUUACGGGAUGACUUGCUUGAUGUGCUUGACAUUUAUCCUGAAUUUGCUGAAAAUUUUUGUCGCAAUUUAACUAUUACAUAUAAUCUAAGAGACGAAGCUCAGUCAAUGAGGAAACGACUUGACAGACAUAAACUUUUACGAAUGUCAUCAUCGUUGGACAAAGACAAAAUAUCUUCAAUCCAACGAGAAGGUUCGUUAGAAAAGAGGGAUGAUUUUGUGACCCGAACCGAGCGAACAAUGAGUAAUCGUUCCGAGGACGAUGAUAUUCGUUAUCAGAUGUUGGAAAGGAGACUUAGUGAUAUUGAAAGCCAUCUGGAGAAAAUGGAAAAUAAAAUCAACAGCAGCCUUGAACAAAUUUUGAGGGUUUUAAUUCCGGAAAAUGCAUUAAUUAAUUCAUCUUCCGGUCGUUCAUCAAAGGGUACCUCUGUUCGAACGAUUUACUCAUCUCGUAGUGCCUCAGGAAUUCAUCCAGUUAGGUUGGGAAAUAGAAAUGAAGAAUUGAUACCAUUGAGAAUGCCAACCAGUUAUAGUGGAAUAGAUGAUGUUAAUAGUCCAUUAAUUGGUACUAGUACUACACCUCCAAUACUGCUAUCAACCACUUCACGCUCACUUCAACCUCGUCGUUCGGGUCAUCUCUCAUUGGUCUCUGCUCCAUCGGGUCAAUCAACACCAACCAGGUCUGAACUAUCACCUGAAGAUACUGAUACAUUGUUGUAG